Messenger RNA from Aspergillus pseudonomiae, 1765 nucleotides. RefSeq names its product YoaK family protein. The record is from RefSeq and is a predicted model, not a curated record. The transcript is spliced from 2 exons. Bases 436 to 1248 code for a protein of 270 amino acids. NCBI's taxonomy places the organism in Eukaryota, Fungi, Ascomycota, Eurotiomycetes, Eurotiales, Aspergillaceae.
GAUUGCUUCGUCGUCAGCCCUAUCCGUGCGGGGCGGGGACCUGGUCCACUUGUGAAGUGAAAAUGGAGAUUCUUUCUGUAGCAGAAGCAAUACAAUCCAAUGGUUCUGCUUAGGGCCAAUGUCGCAAUCGCGAACCAGGCCCAGGAAACUAGGCACCAACCAUUUGCAGUGACCGGAAGACUUCAACCUUUCCGAAAUAGUGAGGGUCAAUUUGCUCCGAACGACAACGAUCAUCCCUAGUCUAUAGUCUAUGGCGACAUCGGACUCUCUCCGACCCCAAUGACUCCAACUGCAAAAUUUGCGCCCGCGCUCUCAAAUCUGCCAUUUCACCCUCCUUGGUACAUUCACUGCAAGCAUUCCACUGCGCACACGAUUCUUUCAACCACCUGAGCCCCUGAAUCCAUAUCCGAUCCUCAUCAGACCCGAUUGUAAUCAAUGAGCGGAAAUCCGUCUUCGGGCGACCUGCCCGACCUCGAAGCCCACCAACCACCAGCGAAACCCUCUUUCUCAACAUGGUGGACCCAACCCGUGGACGUCAAGUAUACCGACCUCAUCUGCCUUCUGCUCUGUUUCACCACCGGGCUCUGCGAUAGCAGCGCCUACAAUGCGUGGUCCUGUUUCUUGGCGAUGCAGACCGGAAACACCAUUUUCCUCGGGCUAGGAGCCUCAGGCCAACCAACUAGCAAGCCCUGGGGCUGGUUGAAGUCGCUCUGUUCCAUCGCAUUCUUCUUCAUCGGCGCCUUUAUCCUCUCGAAUAUCACCCGCCGCGCCGGAGCCCGCAACCGCGGCACGCUCUUUCUGUCGUUCGUAUUCCAGUCCCUUCUGGUCAUUAUUGCCGUCGCCCUUAUCGAAGGCGACCUCAUUCCGCACACCUCGGACGAUGCUUCUCUGACCGGUGGGCCUCUCUUCCUGGAACUGAUCCCGAUUGCACUCUUGGCGUUCCAGUCCGCCGGCUCCAUCACUUCCAGCCGGGCACUGGGGUACAAUGAGAUCCCGACGGUGGUUUUGACCAGCGUGUAUUUCGAUGUCGCAUCAGACCCGAAACUGGCGGCCGUGCCAACGACCAACGCGAAGCGGAACCGUCGUAUCGGAGGUGUGGUGAUGUUGUUGAUUGGAGCUAUUGUCGGUGGAUGGCUGAGUCGGAGUAGUGGGGGAAUGCAGUCGGCCCUGUGGAUGGCUGCGGGGGUGAAAAUGGUGAUCGCGUUCACGUGGUUGGCGUGGAAGGCGGACGUUGCGCCUUCAAAGUGAUCGGUGACUAGUGAUGGGUAGUCAUAAUGAUGUGUUGGGGGUUUAAGAUGUUUAAUGAAGUUGGUAUAAGAGCUAAUAUGUGAUAGAGCAUGCAUUCGAGUAGACUAAUUUAGACCAUAGAUAAAUCUUCUUUUUGUAUUUUCUCGACCUGGUCAUGCAAAACUAACGUGUCAUCGGAUGCGCUGCGCCGGAUCUGCAAACUUAACUGUUGUUUAUGCAUAAUAGCACUGCCCCCUUGCAUCUAGCGAUAUGACUGAAGUACACAAUUACUCCAUCCUACUAGUAGCUGGAACUGCACAACCAUUUGAUUAUGGUUCCACUUACACAUACCAUAGAUCUUUCCAGCCACGUUUCCAGCUGAUUAUGGAUCUGUUUAGUUUGGUUACUUCGCAAUGUGCAGGGCAUAUUUCGAUCGAGGGAGAAAUAACCGCGGAGAAUUGGAGUCACUCGAGUUAUUACUUUUCAUUUAUACGUUUUUACUGGUUCAAACAUUACGCAGAAAAUGGGCUGAUAAGAU